UUCCAGAAAUUUUUUUAGAAAAUAUGGCAUCUCUGGUGGUGACACGUUUCAAUCUGAUUCACAAAUCACAACACAACAUACCUGUGCACAAACCCUUGCAGUUAAACUACCAUGUCGUCUAUUGAAGAAUUAAAAUUGCAAAUCCAGCAUCUACAGGAUGCGUUAAACCAGGCUGAAUCUAAUAAAGUGCAACAUGCACGAGGAAAAAUUGAAAAGAUGUCUUCGGAGGUGAUUGAUUCCAACCCUUACAGUCGAUUAAUGGCUUUGCAACGAAUGGGAAUUGUUAAUGAAUACGAACGAAUUCGACAGAAAAGUGUAGCAAUAAUCGGUGUUGGAGGUGUCGGCAGUGUUACAGCGGAUAUGCUGACCCGAUGCGGAAUUGGAAAAUUAAUAUUGUUCGAUUACGAUAAAGUGGAACUAGCAAACAUGAAUCGAUUAUUUUUCACUCCUGACCAAGCUGGCCUUUCAAAGGUGGAUGCAGCAGCAAAAACUCUCAAUUUCAUUAAUCCAGACGUUAAAAUAUCCACACAUAAUUAUAAUAUAACAACGAUGGAGUCAUUUGAUUGUUUUCUAAACGCGAUUCGCAUAGGUGGUGUGGAAGACGGAAGAAUGGUCGAUUUGGUAUUGAGUUGUGUGGAUAAUUUUGAAGCACGCAUGGCUAUAAAUACAGCUUGCAAUGAACUCUCACUAAAUUGGUUCGAAUCGGGCGUUUCAGAAAAUGCUGUCUCUGGGCACAUUCAAUUCAUUCGACCAGGAGAAACGGCAUGUUUUGCGUGUGCACCCCCUCUGGUGGUUGCGGAAAAUAUAGACGAAAAAACAUUGAAACGAGAAGGCGUUUGUGCUGCAAGUUUACCAACGACGAUGGGAAUCGUAGCAGGAAUGUUAGUGCAGAAUACACUGAAAUAUUUGCUUAAUUUUGGAACUGUUUCGGACUAUCUGGGUUACAAUGCAUUAAUAGAUUUUUUCCCUAAAAUGAAUCUUAAACCGAACCCGACAUGUGAUGAUCGUUAUUGUAUCGAACGGCAGAAAGACUUUGCUAAACGACCUAUUGCUAUUAAAGAUGAAGCUAUUGAUUGCAAUGACGCACCAGUGCACGAAGAAAACCUCUACGGCAUUGAACUCUUAGAUGAAGACCACUCGGCAAAAGCAGAUUGCUCCAACCCAUCUACUAAUAUUACGACUGGUUUAAAAUUGGCUUAUGAAGCUCCAACUGAACAUCAUUCCACUUUAGACGCUAACGUGUCUGCAAAAGAUGACAGUAUUAGUUUAGAGGAUUUAAUGGCCCAGAUGAAAUCAAUAUAAAAGGGUAUAUUAUCAAAUAUGUAUGACUACGGAAUAUAAACUGGGUCUAUAUUUUCCAUAUUAAUAUUCUCAUUGU
Sabethes cyaneus is the source of this 1378-nucleotide messenger RNA. RefSeq names its product ubiquitin-like modifier-activating enzyme 5 (gene Uba5). Gene Ontology annotation, molecular function: UFM1 activating enzyme activity. Gene Ontology annotation, cellular component: cytosol; cytoplasm. The record is from RefSeq and is a predicted model, not a curated record. Bases 112 to 1302 code for a protein of 396 amino acids. NCBI's taxonomy places the organism in Eukaryota, Metazoa, Arthropoda, Insecta, Diptera, Culicidae. The transcript is spliced from 2 exons. Gene Ontology annotation, biological process: protein ufmylation.